Porites evermanni is the source of this 30501-nucleotide messenger RNA. Lineage: Eukaryota; Metazoa; Cnidaria; Anthozoa; Scleractinia; Poritidae. The record is from the annotation of a GenBank genome assembly.
ACGCGGGAAGGUGUCAACUCCAGUGCGUCAAGGUUUCGCGGAUUCUUGUAUAUCUGAGCAGAGCGGUUCUUCCUCCCAGCGUUUUAAACCGCUUUUUACUUCUUUCAAGGAAAAUCGAAGCAAGGUUAGCUAAGUGAGCUGCAUUAGGUGUUUGGACGACAUUUCUUGCCAUGGAUGGGGAACAGAGAUCUCGUAAUGGCUUUCCUGGGAAACCGCGACCAUUGGGGCGCGGGCGUGAGGUAAGAUGGCAAAGUUUUUAACAGUGGUUUGCAAGAAAGAAGUGUCUCUCACUUUGAAUAAAACUUUCCCUAGGUUUUAAAGUAGAGCAGUAUUUCGUAUUAUUAAUUUUGGCCUACAUGCUUUUAAUUUGGGUCUGGAACUUUGCAUCUUAUAUUUGUCAUUCGCAGCUGUCCCUCUGUCAAAUUUUGAUAUCUGAUCUCAAGCAAAGGAUCUGUAUUUUGAAGAUAUCUGGCCUCUCAUGUCAAAGAUCAGUUUUCUUUUAAACUGAUGUUUCACCUUGCGCGUAAUGUUCGGCGGAGUAUUAGAUUAUUAUUAACCUUUGGGAAGUAAAGGAAUUCAUUUCAAACAAGCGAUUUGCCAGCUUAUCCCUUGUUACGCUUGUGUGUGUUUCUGUCACUAGGCGGUAAAUUCUUUUCCUGCACGAUAUGUUUUAAUACAGUUUCUGCCAGCUCUUGGCCAUCUUUUCAUUGAAACCCUGGUGAAUGUUAAAGUUAAACUCUAUUCCUUUUACACGGGAGUUAGGCCUGUAUCCUACGAAUUUUACUUUACAAGUUUAUCUUUUCAGAACUGCGGUCUUUACCCUGCGAGCAGAGGCCCUUCGAUCUUCCUAGAUAAGUCUACUUAUCUAGGAAGAUCGAAGGGCCUCUGCUCGCAGGGUAUGCGGUCUUUAGAUUGCCUAAAAAAAUUUAGCAUGAAAAAGGGCGUAUUUCUGAAGAGUAAUUUGCAGUACACUACACCCAUAAUUUGAGGGGCAGAGUUGCCAAGUCAGAUGUCUCACGUCAACAUACUUUGCUCUUUGUUUGUGGAGGUCAAGAGGUGAAGCUGGAACCCAGUGGGGCAGGGGGGAGGGGGGGGAGUUACUCCCAUAAGUAGGCACCACGUUUAUGUGCCGCCAAACAAGGUACAAUGUUUUUUUUUUUUGGCCUCUUUGACCCAUCCUUUAUCUGUGGAAAACAGGUACAUGCAUAGUUUACUUAAGUUUGAUUCUGGAACAGGGUUGGUUUUUCCCCAUAAUCCUUGAUUAUUUUCUAUCAAGGUUAAAUGAAUUCCAAGGUAAAAAAACUUGAUGUAAACAAGGAAUUAAUAAAUUAAUGUAUAAUAAUAAUAAUGCGUAUUGCCUGAACACAUCUUUUUUCUUAUUGCCUGGAACAGGAUCCCAUUUUCACAAUAAAUAUUGCCUAGAAUCAGGGUCACAAAUUCAUCUAUUUCUGACUGCAGCAGGUUCAGAGUCUCAAAGGCUCAGCGGCAAACUCCUGUAAUAUAUCCCCUGAGCAGGUGAAGGCUGAAAGGGCUUUGGCCCAACCCCUACUUUUUGCUUUUUGAUGUGGCCAUAAAAACAGUUUGUUAAUUUUACAUUAAUUGGAUGUCAGGUUUAUUUCUUGGCAAACAUGUUAUUGGGAGUCGGAAUAGUCUGUAUGGAUUGUAGGAAGAUACUAGAGGAUGGAUUCUAUAAAGAUAACUAGGGUGGUACGGUGACAUUCUGACUUAGUGGUGGUGGUCAGUAUGGUGCUUAUAAUCACAUGUGUCCACAAUAAUUUGCUGUUUGAAAUGUUAGUCUAACUUCUCUACAAGUUUGCACUGGAGAGCACUAUCCUGAAACUUGAUUUCUUUGUCUUUUGGAUCCUUUGUAAAUAUACAAUAAACAGCAGGUUUUUCUUACUAGCACCUACAUUUACUGUGCAUGGUCCAUGUCCUAGUCAUGAUCAUGAUGAUAAAUAAUGAUAAAUCCGAUGAUAAAUAAUGCUCUUAUAUUACCAGAACUGUAUGCAGUAUUAAUUCAGUAAACCUUUUAUGAGUGUAAUUACAAGUAUAGGUAUUGUUUUCAGACUCUAAAACAAUGGCUACAUUGUAAAUUGCACAGGGAAAAGUUUUAUUAACCCCUGAUUUCUACUGUUCCUUGAUUGUUUUAUUCUAGGGAGGCAAUGCGAGUGUCUUACUAGUAGUUUAUUAUUUCUGCCAUUAGUAGUCCCAUAACCUAGUUUCAUUUUCAUUCAUCUACAGAAUUCCUGGUCCAGCCCAACUGGAAACUCGAGGCCAAGUCCUCCAAGGUACAUUUAGUUUUUGGGAGAAAUUUGAUGUCUUUGGAGAAUUUCCUUCACUUAUUUGCUCUUGAUUGCAUAUUUUGUUUCAAGGUAAAUCAGCUGUAUAAGCUGAACAUCAGUUUCUUGAUAUUAAUUUCUUGGUGCUUGUUUUGUCUGCAUGUUUGGAUUUUUUUUGUUAAUCAUUUUGUAAGUCAAUGUUCAUUCUUGUAUUUUGUAGAAGUCCACUGCUGCCCAAAUCACCGGUCAGUUCUUCUUCUCCUUGGAAUAGUAACUCCAGUACUCGCGGGCCAAGAAGAGGCUCCUUUGAAGGUGGGUUGUUGUUGACUGCCUGAUCUCCCUGAUUAAUUUUUUUUAUUAAAAGUUGACACCCUGUUACCGACACCAGUGUACUCUAAGACAGUACAGUACCCACCUUCAAGGAAAAUUUACAAGCUGACUUUCAAACCAACUUUCUCAUUGUACUCAACCUUGGGCACCCCUCUACUUUAAAAAAUAGUGAAAACCCUGUGUAUGCAUGUGACUGAGUCAAUACGAUACUGAAGGGCCAGAAGCAAUUUUUUUAUCUGGCAUUUCCGUGAAUCAAUGAAAAUUUACAAGUCACACUAGGAAGGUGAUAGGAUAACGUUAAAAUGUAUUUAAUAAGUUGAGUCACAAUUCCCUGCAUAGUAAUAAUUGCUUGCACCUGGCAACUUGAAAUCUUAGAGUCAGCCCUGAUUGGGUUUUCUGUUUAGGAUCUUUGCUGUGACCUACAUGCAUGUAUUGUUUUCUUGCUCACAGAUGGCGUAGAUGCACAACCAUCAAGUCCUCGAGUUGUAAAUGGAGAGUAUCCAGAGGUAGGAGUGGUCAUAUUUGAAGUAUCAAAAAAAUAAUCAUGUAAUUGUUGUGUUUUGAAAUCAAAUUGACACCUACUGCAAAACUGAGGCUUUAUUCAGGAUCACAUGUCCUGUGUCUAUGGGGUUGUCCAUACUGCACUUGGAUCGUGAUCAAUAGUCCCAAUUACUGUGUACAUGGUUGUGCCAUUUCGCCCUACCAGAUGCCAUUUUUGAAACUUAAGCUUAGCAGGGAGGACAAAGCUAUUAAUUGACCCAGAAGUACAUGAAACAAAAGCUGUGUGCAGACAGGGACCUGGUGCCCACUUUAGUGGUUGAGAACAAGAUCUUGACUUUGUAUUUGUGCACUUUGCCAGUGCUUGAAAACCUCAUGUGGAGGACAGUUGGGCCUUUGAACUCCAGGAAACCUCAUGUUUAAAACUCCAUUUUCACCGAUCACAUUGAGAAAGCUGUUCUCACAACUUCAGGAUUACUUUUCUGAGUAAAUUUUGGGAAGGAAUGAGCUAAGCCUCUCCAAGGGCAUGAAAGGAUAUCUAGUUGAUCAGAUGCUGGUGUUUUCAAGCUUAAAAAUUCAGUAGUUCGGCAUCAGUUCCAGCUGGAACUGGAGUGGUCGUUUUGCCGGUGGCUAAUUUUUCCUUAUUUCAAAAACAAAUAACACUUUAAACAGCUUGGGACAGCAGGAAAAUAUGACAUGUCGCUCAGUUAACAUACAUGUAUCUUUUAAAAUCUUAUUGAAGCAUUAAAUGUUUAGAUUUAUUUUUUGUAUUUAGGGGCAAAUUGAAGCUCCGGUAAUAUUCCCCUGAAUUUCUUCUACAAAGUACAAACGAUCGAUGCUCAGAUUUCAACAACAACCACGACCACACAGAGGGUGGUCUGUCUGUUGUCCUUCCCAUCACACAGCUCAGUGAGGUUACCACCCUCUAAAACUAGUAAUCUCUGAUCUCUAUAAUGCGGUCUAGGAGUGAAAGGGUUUAAGUCAAUUUUUAAAGAUGGCAAGAUUAUGCCAAUUUCAUGUCUACGUACAUGUAGAUGUUGCAACCACCUCUGAUCAGUACUGCAAUAAUUUAUUCACAUCACACUUUGCAAAAACUCUUAUGCAUAAUGCUUUCAUUUAAUAUACAGAUGUGAUACAUGUAAAUUUUUCCAGCUGUUUUGUUAUUGUUGCAUAGCUUUCAGUCACAGGCAAAUCCAGUUUUGCAGCUUGCAUAAUAUAUUAUUUACUUGCAUGUUAAAGUUGGAAAAUAAAGAGAUUUGGCUGAUUUUCCAGGAGCAAGUGUUUGUUACCCAUGUUGAAAGUCCUGUCAUGUUUUGGGCCCAGGUAAAGUACAUUGUACAGUGUAGCUAGGGUAAUACAAAUGUUUUACAUAUGUAUCUAUCAAGAAUAAGUAGUAGUCAUAAUCAUUAAUCAAUUUUGUUUGCACACUUCAAGGUAGAAUGCAGACUUACCAUUUUAACUAGUACUUGCUAUCCUUUUAUAAAUCCACCCAUAUAGAAGUUUGUUACUGUUCAGUGAACAUUGCAUUGCCCAGUGGAGGGUGGGUGCCUUGAAUGUUUCCCACGCUAACAAAAUGAGCACCUGUCACACUGACUAAUCUUUGGGGAUAAAAUAAGUGGAAAAAAAUUAAAGGGAUGGAGGGUGGUAGUAAACAUAAGGUCCAGUGGCUACCAUGAACACAGUGCCAAGAACUUGGAACUGAUACAACCAAUCAUACAAACUCAAUCUGGUAACUAAAUAAAUCAAACUUCUGUUUUAAGACUGCUGAUCAUAAAACAGCACAAUUGAUCCAAAAGAUGAGCGAGGACCUACAGGUGUACUGCAGGAACAAGCCCCUUCUACAGUCCACACCAUUCAUUGGCAAGGUAAAUGUUAAGGUUCAACUUUAUCCUUGAAUGAAGUUUUAUUUUCCUUUGUUUCAAGUUCAUUCUUUAUCAGUUCCAUACCCAGAAACACUAAACAAGAAAAUUUAAACCUAGAAUAUAAUUAUUGAACCAUAGUAUACAUUGCAAACAAUGUAAUAAUUUCCAGGGACUUCGAAACUUCGUUUGCACAUUGCUUUAUCGCGUGGUUAUUUCAGGAUAUUAAUAUAACCAACUUAACUCACACAUUAUAUGCAUGUGCCUGUACUGAUAGGUCACUUUCUUUUAAAUUUGUCCCAGGUUUAUGGAGGGGUGUACUCAGAGGAUAAAAAAUGGUAUCGUUGUCGAGUCAAAGAACUUGUUGGGGAGGAUAAGGUAUCUCCUCCUAACCAAUAAUUUACUUUUUUUUUCUAUGUUUGCGAGUGGAUGGAAUUCUUCAAAGUGAUCCUGAUUACUUCCAGGAGCUGCCUUUUCUGAUAAUUUAUUGACUCUGCUAACCUAGGCAGAAUCUUCUUGAUGUCUUCAUUCAUAAGUUAAUGUUGUUUGUGAAUGAGCAAAAGCUACAAUUUCAUGCCAUAUUGUUUUUACAUUGUGCUCUUAUACGCACUAGCUGUGUAGGAAACAGAUGAUUUUUAUCAUCCAGUGAAAAUAUCAAUCAAGCAAAUCAGCUGGAAAAACUGCUAAAUAAGUUUUAAAGGGCUGCAGUUAUACAUUGUUUAGAUGAUAUUUGUACUUGUUUUCUUUGUACAUGUAGUUCUCUUUUCCACUUUUGCAGUAAUCUAGAACCUCUAGUUUUUUAUUUUGUAUUUUAGACUGCUAGUUUUGAACUUUUGAAAUUAAGUUUUUCAUCAGUGAUUACAUUAUAAUUUAGCUUAGAAGCUUGAAUAAACAACGCAAUCAAAUCAUGGAUCUUGUGAGCCUGUCACACUCGCUUCCCAUUCUGCUUGUCAAGACUUGAGAGCUAAUCACUACAAUACCUGUCUAAUUGCAGACACAGGCAAGUGGUAAAAGUUAGUGUGAUGUCUAGGAGUUGAUCUAGUUGAAUGCAUAACAGGUCUCACAGACAGUCCAUAAUCAGUUUCUGAUUCAUUGGCUAUUAUCUCAUCACAGCCUCUGUCACUUCUUGUAUCAUCAACUCUAACCUCAGGUUCUGUUUCAACAGCAGGUGGUUUUGUCAACACAAUGGUGAGCCCAAAUUUGCCAUUGUCGUCUGCACAUCGUGGUUGUACAGCAGGUACUUUCGGUUCUUGGCAGCUCAGAUGUCAGUUUUCCACUUUUGUACUGCCAUGCCUGUCAGCUGACUCACUCAAGUAGGCUCUUUUGUCUAAUUGCUCAGCCAUCUUAUGUACACUUGGGAGCUUUGAUGGUCCUCUAUCUUUUUCUCUCCAUAUGGUUUGAUCUCUGGAAAGCACUCAAUGUUUACACUAAUGUAGCCUCAUUGGGUGAUGUUUUUGUUUUGCAAUGCCUGUCUUGCCUCUUUUUGGGAGCCUCAGAUUUCUUUGCCAGUCUCUCUGUGGUUCUUUGCUCAUUGAUGUGUGGUUCUCUUCCCUCAUCUGUGUCUGUGAUCUGGCUGCUUUGACCUUGGGUCUCUUCCAGUUUUACCAACCAGUCAAUCAGCUGCCACGGUUCCAUCCAAACAUCAAAUAGAAUGGGGAAUAGCCAGUCGUAGAAUGUGGUGUUGUGUUCUACGCAUAAUAGAGCUCCUUCAGAUGCGCAGGCAAUCUUUUUUCAGCAGGUAGGGUUUUCAGCAGCUCAUGCAAGGUGUGGUUGUAUCUCCCACAAUCUCCCCAAGUCCCAGCGGACUUUGUGGGACAUUCCAUAAAUCAUCAACCACUCUUGAAUGAGGGCCUUAGCAGUGUUCUGCUUAUCAGGUGGUAACUGGUAAAAUUUCCCACCUGAAGCAACACUUCUUACCGCCUGCAAUGGCCUGAAGGUUUACUAAAAUUAAAGAAGUACUUUCAAGAAAUACCCAAGUUGUGAUCUGAUCCGAUUCUCACAUGCCACAAGGAAAUGAAUGAAUAUAUGGACGGCAGAUUUGAGUAAAAAAAGGUCUUUAAAUGAGGGAAUGACUGCCUCGUACCCAGAUGUCUCUCUCUUGAUAGAAAUGCAAAAAACAAAGGGCCUGAGCAGGAGGCAGAGGGAAUGACGUUUCAGAGAUCUUAGCUCCUAAAUUUCCCAGCAAGGGUGGGGCCAUGUCCCACACUCCACUACCCCCUGCCCCCAGGAAAGUGCACUUCUGGUGCACAUUUUUUGCCUUACCAGCUAUGAAUGGCCCCUUACCUGCUGAGCUAAAAUUUAGGGAGAACACUGCCUUAGCCACCAUAACAGCUUUCUAUUGUCUGGUUGGGAUUGCUACCAUGAAUGUUGAACACAUCAGUCAGCACAAAGACAUUCUCUCGCCCAUCAUACAGUACACAGGUUCCUGUUGUAUAAUAGCUAUGGCUGGAACUUCAAAAUGGCUGGUGUCUUUGAGAGUUCUUGCCCACUCGAUAGGGUCCCUUUUGCUACCACACAUAACUCCCACUCCAAAACCCAGUGUUUGACUUCUGCAUGCAUCGCUGGCCACAAGCACUAUUGCCACACAUCUUGUUCUUUCUGACCCUUGGUGUCCAAAGUUGUUUGAGCUGCCUUUAGGACCUAACUUUGUGGAUUACUUACAUGUAGUAUUGGCUGUCAUCUUUUACACACAGUCCUAAACAGCAGAAAUCAUUCUCCACAAUGUAGUCCAAGUAGCUCACCAGUUGUGAGGCUUCUUGUGUAUCAUGUUUCCUUUCUUCUGAGUAGGGCUCUUUCUCAAGGUCCAGUUAAUAUUUCAGUCUUCCUUCUACUGCCUUCUUCUGUUGCAAUCCAGAAAUCCGAUCCUUCAGAGCUGAAGGGAAGGGAGGUUGCCUGCUGAGCACGUUGGUCUGCUGAUAUCCUCACUCCCAUUACUCUACACAGAUAGCAUCCUCAAGUAAUCCCAGCUGCACUUUCUCAGAUUCUCUGGUGGUAUCAGCCAUGUUGACGAGCUUCCCAGCAACAUGAGUGGUUUUCUCAUCAGUAUCUAUUGUGGCAUCAUCUGUAUUUUCAGUGUUGUUCUUGGAGUUGUGUCUGGCAGCUGAGUACUCUUACUUGAAAUUGAAACUCAUUAGUUCAGCUGCCCACUGUGUUGAAGUGCCUUCAGCUUGCUUUUGGACUGUAGGUGGGUUAGUGGGUGUACACCAUAACCUGGCACCUUUUCUUUCAUCCUAGUAGGUACACGUACUCCAGGAAUUUCUCUCCUACAGCCGACUUUAAUGCUAGAAGCUCCAACUUUAUGGAAGGGUAAUUUUUCAUCUUCAGCUUGCCAUCCUGCUUCCUAGUCCUGUAUCAGAUUCACCAGUUUCUUGCACUCUCUCUCCUGACUUACACUGCCUUUCUUCUUCCCCUUCCCCGUGAUCUUGGCCACCAGCUGAUAGAGUGAUGCUACUGUCUGUGUGAAGCCAGAGACGAAUCCUCAGUAGAAGAACCCUGAGAAUAACCUGGCAUCUUUCAGUGCUCUAGAAUUAUGCUGUCGUAAUGCUACAGCUGCCUUUGCUGAAUAUUUCACAUGACUUUGAAGAACUGACACUUCUCUGCCUCACUGUGGGGGCCAUGCUCCCUUAGCUUCUGAAGGACUCGCUUGAGCCAUGUUAGGUGGUCUGCAAUUCUGUCACUGUACAGAAUGAUGUCGUGCAGGUACAGUAGGAGAAUCUACAGAGGGCUUUGCAAUAAAUUGUCUGCACCAGUCUCUGAAGGAUGGCAGGUGCAGUACACAACCCAAAUGGCAUUCAAUAAAUAUUGUACUCACACAGGCCCCAUUAAGGUGGUGAACACUGUCUUAGGUUGUUCUUCUGGUUUUCCUGUACUUAGUAAACUGUAUCAGGGUCAUCGAAAGUAGCCAGCUGCCGGCGAAAAUUGCCGCCUACUUGGUUAGUAUCAGCCAGCUCCUCUGCUUGGUAAUUUUCUUUACAGAUGUUGUUGUGGAAAUAAAAUAUCCGUGGACUGGCCGCUUACUUUGACAACUCUGCCGUCUACUUCAAAACUUUCUGACAACCCUGCUGUAUACUGAUGACAGGUCGAUGUCUGAGAAGUAUGGUGCCGUGCCAAGUACAUCAAGUGAGUCAUCUAUCGUUGACAAGAGAUACAUAUCUUCCCUUCUCUUCACGAAAAGGGGUAGUAGUCCAUGCAUAGGCAGAGGGCUACAGACCUCUUGCAUACUGAUAUGAUCAGGGAUGCAUAGUUGCUCUUACCGGGUCCAAUAACCCCUUUCUCCUGUAACACCUGUAAAACUCUCCUUCACUUUACCAAGAACAAAUCGGAAAACUCCCAAGAAUCCCCUUGGCCUCUCAUUAUCAGAAAAGUUCUCCAGGAACACUCCUUCAAGUAGAGUUUCAGUGUGUUGUCACUGUUAAGCUCUGCUAUGGGUUUGUGAAGAUACCUCUUGGCAGUGUAAGUCAAGAGGAGAGUGCCUCCCACAGCCUGUGCCAGCUGCUGCCUUGUAAUUUCUGCUGCUGGACUGUACCAUGGUAUGUCCUACGCAUCAGGGUGACACCUCAAUUUGUCAGGUUGAUCAGCUGGACAGUGAAACUGACUUGGAUGUCUCCACCAAUGUAGUCGCCACUUGUAGACUUCCUAUAAGGGGGUUACUGUUUUUUGUUUGUGCCACUGGUCAAACCUGUGACAUCAUUGUUUAUUCCUGAGUGAGGCUGUUUUCUUUUACCACUAUACAAAUGUAUCUUUUCCAUACGGUAUUGAGAACUCAACUUACAUGUAUUAGCAGCUAGGGCCUGCUCCUAUUAAAUGAGAAUAACAAGAAGGGAACAAUACUUUUGCACAUAUCAAAUAUAUUUGAAGAUGUUCUGCCAAACUGUUUCUUCCAUAGUAAAACACAGUGAUAGUAUGAUCUUUUCUUGAUUUUACCAUUGUAAGGAAAUAAGCGUUAUUUAGCCGAUUAAAAAUUAUCUGCGUAAAGGUAACCAUAAAAAGCUUGCUCCCACCAAUGCAUUAUUUUUGCCAAUUAUCAACUUUGUCACAGGUUUGCAUAACUGUCUCCAAUUCUCUCAACACCAUCUCUCAUGUUUAUAUCAGGCUAUGUAAAUGCAGAAAACGAUUUCUAUUGCCAAUAUUCUUUUUUCAUUAUUGCAUGUUGUAAGUCUAUGUUUAUGUAAUUAUUUAUAAUGACAAAACUGUUUUGUGUUGUUACCUUGUUCAUCUUGUUUAUAAAAUUUAGGUAAAAGUGCAUUUUGUGGAUUUUGGCAACACAGAAGAGAUCAGUCUGCGAUCAAUAGUCUUCCUUUCCCGCGACAUUCUGUCUUUGGUUCCCUUUGCUCAAUUGUACUGCCUGGAUGGUGUCACAACAACUAACAGUGAACUGUUUGACAAGGUAUAAACACACACAUGUAUGUUGAGCCAAGCGUGUAUGUCAAACCCUUAAAUUAUUGUUUUUAUGUGAAAAAGGGUACCAUGUUAUAAGUUCAGCAAGCAAUUUGUGAUACAAUGACUGUAUGUUCACUCAAGGUACAAUGUAUUUUUCCUACAAAAAGUGAAGCAUAAUAGUUAUAAACUUUCAUGUAUAUAUGCAGACUUUUUUAUGCUUUCUUUUGACAGCUUUAGUGACUCUGAUAAUCUAGAAUCUGGUCUCUUACUGUUAUGGAACUCAUUUUCUGUACUUGCAGGGUGUUGAGGUACUACACAACCUCACUGCUGAUAAGCUACUAACAGUGAAGUUAAAGGAAACAAAAAAGGCAUUAGAUGGUAUGUGCACAAAGUUAAUGUUAAUACAUCUACCUGUUGCUAGGUGCACAGGUUACAAGUACACUGCUAAAUGGGUUGCUGCAUGAGACAUCCAGGAGUUUCCAUUACUGGCACCAAGCUCCUAAACAAAGACUGUCGCUGGUGUCGUGGCUUUUAAACCUGGCAACCCAGCUGCCAUGAGCUCCAAUGAAACAAGGAGGACAGGUCCCUGCCACACUGAUAAAAUGGUUGGUGUAGGGUAGGGAUGCCCUUGAUCAAGUAAAAGAUUUCUUUGUAGAGAGCUCAUGGAGUUGUUUUUCUCUGUAUGAGGGGAACACAGAUGGCAUUUGCAUCUUCCUCCUUUAAAUUGAAUAAUAUUUAACCCACACUGAUUAAAGAGAAGUCCUUUUUUUAUCUUCUGUUGGUUUUCGUUUUUCAUGUAGCCACUUGCAUUUAAGACUUAUUUCACACCUUAACAGGUCUUGGCUUUGUCAGAUUGUCUGAUACAGUGGUCUUGUUGGAGUACAUUUACGUCCAAGUUCCACUUACAGUACGCGUACAUGAGCUUCUCAUGCAUGACAAAAACAUGUACAGUGUACUAAACCCUUCACAUUAAUUUGUGGUUUUCCUUGUCUUGUACAGAACCAUGCCUUGUGGAACUAACUGACACUUCAGAUGAUAAGGUUGGCAACAUUGCUAAUGAGUUGGUCAAACAAGGUUUAGUUACAGCUACAUUUACUGAGCAGGUAUGUUUGUAUGGAAAUGUCUAUAGAUGGUUUUCUGAUGUCUUUCUGAUGUCCUGUGAGGUCAUGUGCUGGUCCCUAAUGAUGGUCUAGCUGUGUAUAUAAUUAUGUCUACAUAUAAUAAUAUCAAGAAGAUCACCUUUCAUUGUCAAUUAUGGGGUUAAAGAAUUCUAUUGUUAUAAACAAGGCCAGACCUUUGCCCACUUAAAGGUCUGACCUGCAAAGCUCUUAAUAUUCAGUAACAAAUUUCAUAAGUAGGUCAAACGUGAUUGUCCGGGUAAAACAGAAAGUAGUCCUCAAUAGGACUGUUGUUGUUUAGAGUGACUGACGUUUCGACAAACUGUACGGUAGUCAUCGUUAGAGUCAAAUUGAUUUGUAUCACGUCAGUUGAUGGUAUUAAACUUUAGUUAUUGACCUGAUUGAUCAAUUAAGUUGUGAUGUUAUUGUUCGUUUGUCAGUAAAGCCUUGAAGUUAUUGGCUAUGAAGACUUGUAAUGUCACUGGUCCUUUUCGAUCUGUCUAUUGUCACAGUUAAACAGUCAUUUAUUGUUGGUCAAAUCGUCAGUUGUUCAGUCGUUCUCUCUUUAGUUUUGCUUGAUUCCGUCAAUAAGACGUUUGUAUGGUGCCGGUAACUGUUGACAAUUCAGUGGCAUUUGUUCUCAGUUAGUAAACCAGCUUUCUAGUCUGUAGAAUAUGUUAUACAUGUCACAGAGUUGAUUUGAUGUUUUGUCUGUAAACGGUGCUCAGCAAUGUGAUUGUUGACGUCACUAUUUCUCAUCACUCCUUUCUGUGCAUUCAGUUGCAUGCUAAGGUUUCUGUUGGUUUCACCAAUGUAAGUAGCCUGGCAGUCACAGAAUUUGAUCUUGUAUACUGCUUCCUGUCUGUCCCAGUUUUUAUGCAACACGUAUAUUGUAAGGUUGUAGUAAACGUGCGCAGGGUGCAAAGAAAGUCAGUUUUACAGCCUGCCAUUCGGGCAAGCUGUAGCUAGCAUGUAUAAGUCAUUUCAACUAGACCCAAAACCCUUUUUGAUUCGCAGGAUUGAUUACAAUCCUUCUGUAAUUUGAAUUUCCCCCCAAAAUAGCACUUGCCGGUCGGGCUAGUUAAGAACAAAAAUCACCAGCCCGAUAGCAAAAUCCACUAGCCUCAAGCUAUCGGUCACAACUUUCUUUGCAUGCUGGUGCGAUGGUUUCAGAGGUGCCUCUGAUGUACGGUAUGGUCGAUGUUGUAACAGGGCCAGAGUUGACGUUGGUCUGAGUGUUGGAAUCAGUGUUUAUUACUGUGAGUGUUCCAACUAACAAAGUCCUUGUUGUAGUUGUUUUUACUUAAAGCGUUGUUUAGGCAGUCAGUCUCGUCUUGUAGGCUGUCAGGCGAGUCGCAAUCUUGUUGCGCUUACCUCAUCAAAGUCCAUAUAGUUGUAGCAUUGUGAGAGGUCCGGUUGUAUGAUGACUGGUCCAGUAAUCUGUUGGUAUGUGUCGGUUUUCUGUUAAUGAUUCCUGGGUUCAAACCUUUCACAGUAAGAAACUGUAAUGCAGUUCCCUGUGGGUAUACACAACUUAAAAAUGUCCCUGCCACUUGUCCAGCAAAACUACAGUAGAUUUUUAUGGGUGUUAAGAACUGUUUAUGCUCACUUGCCUAAUAGGCAAGGCCCUGCAUGAGCACAUCAUCUUCUUACUACAGUCAUGUACAUCAUUAACCAAAACAAGAUGGCUGGGGUGCCUACCAUUUCUUGUGCAUAAACAUAAUUCUAUAAAAUUUGACAUUUUGGGAGAACAAACCACUGCAAAAUAUAUCCAAAUCUGCUGAACAUACUAAAAAGAGGGGGAAAAUUGGAUGGUCUCAAACCACAGCCCAUGAUUUUGAAAACUUGCCAAUAAAAAAAUUUCUAAUGGUGCAAACCAUUAUUUUGAUUUUCCAACUAGUGGUAAACUCCCCUUGUUGUCUUAUCUGCUAAGACUGACAGGCCAAAGAAAUCUAAAAUGCUAGCCUGUCCAUCCAUUAAAGAAUAAUAAAUGAGCUAAAUAUGCUCUUGUUGCCUUUAACACAGGACGGCCCACCACCCUUAUCACCAAGGUGAGGAAUACUGCCAGUUAGCAUAAGUAUGUAAUAAUAGUGUAAUUGAUGUAAUUUAGUACUCUACCACUAAAAAUUGACCUGUAGUAUCAAGCAACAACAACUUUAUUAAAGUUUCGAACUCUCACCGAGCAUGAUUGCACCACUUUUUGGUGUAUGAAAGAAAUCUAUUAUUUCCUGAGAAAUGUGAUGUCUGCAGUGAUUACAAGCUGGGGUUAUCCUGAAAACGUAUUUGCAGUACAGUGGUAAUUGGAACGUUUACAUUCAUGACUUUUUUUUUAGCCAUGUACAUUGUUUUGUAGUUGUUGUUUCUUUAACUUUUAGUAAAACUUUAUCCAGCAGAACAUCCCUCAGUGAAGCUAUGAUCAAAGAAAUGGAAGAAAUGCGAAAGGACAAUGAGACUCUAAGAAGUAUGGUUAAGGUGUACCAGGUAAUGCAGUUAUAAGCAGUAAUUCGUUUAGGAAAACCAGGUGUCAAUUAAUUUUAUAAAACUUUUUCAUGUGGCCAUUGUUUUCAAACUCUAAAACAAUAGCCACACUUGUGAAAGUUUUAUUAAAUUUACCCCAGUCGUGUAGCUCGGUCACACUAUGUUAGUGUACUGGCAACUGAGGGGAGCUUUAAUUUUAUACAUGCAUAUCAUGAAAAGCAGAAAUUCUUGAACUUGUUGGAGGAAAGUUAUGACUACCUCCGAUUGUUUUAUUGCUUUGUGAAGCUACAGUUCUAGUCUUUGCUUAUUAGGAAAAGGAGAAGACUUUUGAUGAAGUGCAAAAAUUUUACUCUGCUCAAGCAGCAAAAGACAAGGAGAACAUGAAGCAAGCUGUGAACUACAAGGUACAGUGGACAUGUAAAAAUCAAAAUGUAGUGUUUAUUGUGGUUAAUAUUUUUUGUGUUGUGCAAACUAUGUUUGGGUAUCUAUUGUCAUUUUAACUUUUUGUUUGCAGUUGUUCUUAAUUGUACCAUCUGCAACACCAAGAAACUGUCUAAACAACAAGUGACAGUGUUAUGAUACAUGUGAGACACUUUGUUUCAGUUACAGUGCUGCUUUCACUGGAACAUGAAAAGUAUUUUUGGAAGACUUGGUUGCUUGCUUCUAAAACUUGAAUUGAGGUGGCAGAUAAUGUUACCAAAGUGAACAAGAAAACUAUGAGUAUGAGUUUAAUAGGCCACUUUUUAGCUUCCAAGUUCCAAAACUCUCACUUUCAAGACGAGGCUACCUGUUGAACCUUUCUUGUGAAAAUGAGUUUUAUUUGCAUGAGAAUAAAAAAUCGUUUUCUGGAAAUUGCUGAUAAAGGACAUGGGUUUGACCAUGCCAUAUUCUUUUAUAUGAAGACCAACUUAUGAACAGUAUUUUCAGAGCUUUUAAACAUUUUUUUUAAGAACUGUAACACAAGUGUAAUGUAGGAACAUUGUGGUAGUAUUGAACAAUGAAGCAAACAGCUGUUACUUCUUCAAAAAAUGCAAUAUUUAUUAUUUUAUUUCCCAAUAAAUUGAAUGCAACACAGCGAUGCGAUGUUGAUGUUUCAACACCGUAAAAUGUUAUCCCAGUUCCUGCUCUGUAGCUUUUUUUUGAAGUACACAUUUCUAAGAUUACCUGACCCAAAGAAAUGAUGAUCCUUGUGAAUGAGAAGUCUAAGUCAAUGACAUAUUUCCAUAUCUGCUCAAUCACUUUUCUUUCUGCUAAAAUAACGUUCAUUCCAAGGGUUGUUGCUCAGUGUGUUUUGCUUGCCUUCUUCUGUCAUCAAAUGCAACUUAAGAAUGCCUCAUGCCUGGCAAAAAUGGAGUUUUUGAACAUGCACAGUAAUACAAAUUACACUAAAAAUUACAAAGUAAUACAAAUUACACUAACUUGCCAGCCAAAAGAUUCUUAGCUAUACAAGUAGUUAGUAUUUCUGUGGUGCUCUAUAAAGUAGUAAUUUAUUCUUGUUUCAUUACAGUGUUUGGAGUUGGUGAGCAAAGUUUGUGAUCUUAAAAAACUUAGGUAUGCAUCUUAGUUAUAAAUAUUAUUUACACUCUUGGUCAUAUGUUGAUGUUUGCAUAUUCCUGGUUGCAAAGUAGGCCAUUUUUGUGUUCCCUAAAAUGAAAUGCAAUAUUCCUAUUUUCCCUAAAAUAAUAGGCUUUUGUUGGGAACAAUUUGCAUUGUGAGGUUUCUUGUCUACCUAAAAGCCAUCUGUGAACAAAAAAAAUGUUUUUGCAACUCUUGACACAAAUUAAGAUUUUGCUUGAUUUUUCCUGAUUGUUUCUAUUUAAGCAUACAGCAGCAUCUGCAACCUUUUGUCAUGGGUGUGUGCAAAAAAAGGAAUUAUGAUUUAAUUAUACCUAUGGUCUUUAUUUUACAUCCUUAUGCAGAGCUGCUGCCCCUGCUCAUGGAAAAACUACUGAUGUCAUCAGAGAAGCAAUCUUGUUAACAAGAAAUGUCAGAAUUGAUUUGAAAUCCUUAAAAUCACUGCAGCAGGUAAAUAGAAAGUUCAUUUCACUCCUUAAGUAAACAAUACUUUUGCAGUAGCAAGUGCACAAAGUGGUUUUGUUUAACAUGUUCAUGAUGAAAAUAUGGAGUUUGCAAUUUAUUAUUGUUGGUUUUUGGUCAUAGAGGGGCUUAAUGGUAUUUUCAAUGAUUUUAAUGCCUCAGUUUUCUUAACUGAAGACCUAAAAAAAAAUUGUAAAAAGAAAUUAGUAGAUAGGAUUAGAUAGAAACCUUUAUUUCAAAAGAGGACCUGUUUCAAUUUCAGUAGACACUCCUUUUUAUGUGUCUCCAUUUGUUCCAUUAAUGCUUAUUUAUUGAAAAAGUCAACAAAGUAUACUAUAAAAUGAUUUUUAGUCCAAUCAAAAUGUUUGUAGUAGUAAUCAGGAUAAGCAGAGCAGUAGUUGAUUGACUUUCUUAUACCUUUUGAAAUCCAAGGCCUAGAAAAUUGUUUAAUCCGACGUCGAGAAAGGGUUUUAAUCGGUGCAUGUUUAUUUAUAAUCUUAUUAAAAUUUCUAUAGAAAAUUGAAAAUAGCUCGUCUACAUUAUUUGCGUGCGUUUUAAUGAUGCAACUCCAGUCGAUCGUAGCAAGGUCGCUGUUAAUAUUAUCGGGAUUGAAAUGCGAAAGAUCGCGUUUUUUAAUUUGCUGCCGUUUAAUCUUAUCUCUUGUUGAUGUCAAAAUACAAAACUGCGAAAAAUGAUCGCUGACAUCAGUAAUGAGAUUACCGCUGAUUAGCACCUGCUCAGGAUUGUUUACAAAAAUGUUAUCGAUUAAGCUUGCAGAAUUUUUGUGAACACGUGUUGGUUUGUCAAUAGUUGGAAGGAGAUAACAACUUUGAAGAGCCAGUAAGAAGUCGCGACUGUAAUUACAGGUUUCGAUUUUUUGAAGACAUAAAUUAAAAUCACCUAAGAGACAUAAGUUCUUCCCUGUCGAAGUAAAUUUGUCGAUAGUCUCUUCCAAGUAUUUAAGAAAGCUCUCUGGAGAAUUAUGUUGACGGUAUAAGACUCCACAGAUUACGUUUUUCUUCUUAACAAAAGAAAUUUCUAUCCACAAUGCCUGAAAAGAUUCGGUGGAAGUUUUUUCUAAAACUGAAUAACUAAGUGUUUCAUCGACAAAGAGGCCUACACCACCACAUGCUAGAGGUGUUGGGACGUGUUCAAAAACGUAACCGGGUAUGUUUGAAAGGCCUGUAUUCUCAUUAGAAUUGGUGAUUUUAGUUUCCGUGACACCAAUUAUAUUGAAGUGAAUACCUAUUUCUUGUAAAUAAUGAGUCACUAGAUUUUCGAGGUUACGAUUAAGGCUUCUAAUAUUAUUGUGAAAAAUUGAGAGACUAGAUUCAAUUUGAUCCUGCGUAAGAUUAUUAGUAAACUGCUUAAGACUGUGUGGAGAAAAAUAUCGGCUUCUAAUACAUUGGCUCAUUAAAGCAUCGUUAUCAGUUUGGUUGGUAUCAAAGGCCAUAUUCAAAUUAAACAAAUCCAGAUCAUAUAAACUAUGGAGAUUAUCUAGAUCUCGUUUAGUCGGGAGCUCACUAUUAACUGAAUUAUUAAAUUGGCCAUGGGCAAGGGCUAAGUUACCUCUGAAAUUAAAGUACGGUAAAUCUUUUAACAGAGAUUUAUUUAACUUCUGUUGUUGCUUAGUACUGGUCUUUGUAGGCAUUUCAAUAGUCAAACUUGAUUACUUCGUAAUGACAGAAUAUAAAAAGUACUUGAGUACUUAGCUCUGUAGGUGAUCGUUCACUCCAGCUUCUGAGGCCGUGCUAAAUUUCUUGUUAAGCUCAGAAAGGUCGGCGAAUUUGUAAAUUGUGGAUUCUUCAGACUUGCGAAGAUACACAAAGCCAUUUUUCGCCCAACAAAAUUUGUACUUCUUAGCCUCUUUGACUUUCUUUGCUUCAUGAUAUAGGGCUUGUAACCGUGGCGUUAAGUGAUCAUAGAUAUUAAGGUACUUGACAUUGAUAUCAGCUGCAAAUCCAAGUUCUUCGGCCUUGAGGCCACCAACUUUCUUCCUGGCCGCCAUUACUUGGUCUUUAGCUAGCCUUCGUACAAACUUACAAACGAUUGCAUUGGGUCGAUUUGAUGGCUUCAUAGACGGCACUCGGUGGGCCGUAUCAAUAUCCUGGAUCGACACUCCCUUUACUCCCAAGGCUGAAAAUAAUUGUAGGCAUAGAUUUGCAGUUUGCUCAGGGUGUUCACGUUCAGCAACCAUCGGCAUUCCGACUAUCUUGAUGUUGAAUUGGUAGCUGUACAGUUCAAAAGCAUCUAGCGAUUUCUGGAUGCGGUCGCAGGUCUCAGAUAUCUUAUCGAGUCUUGCCCUAAUUUCUUCAAGCUCUUUACUGGCACUUACUUUGAAAGCAAUUAAAUCAUCAUACUGGUCCGAAACAAACUCCACUGAUUUGGUUUUGUCUGGUGACAACACUUCGACGCCAUUACCGACAUUUAGAUUGCAUUCUUCAGUUUGUUCACUUAACUCUUUCAAAACCUCUUCUAGCUUCACUUUAAGCUCCGCUACUUCGUCCUUGAGUUCUUUGUUUGCUUUUCUCAAUUUUUGUUCACUAUUUGUCAUGAUAUUAGAGAGAGUUACCGCUCGCAACUCGCUCGACGUUACCGCACGUGGUCUUCGAUCUUCCCGAGGUCAGAGGUCAGGGCAUAAACUUGUGUGGUUUUUAUUUCACAUUAUCAAGCCUUAGUGCUUGUAGGUAUUCCACGGGAAGUGUGAAACUGCCAGCUGCCAGCUCACUUUGGCAAGGUUGUCCAAGCCCCUUCAAUACUCAGUUGUCAGGAGUUCAACAUCGUUUCACAUUUAGUAAAUUGAUCAUAGAAACAUCCAAAACUUCCCGUUGCAAUAACUUGAGUAGUUUACUUACUCCUAAAGGGACAUCUGUAGUGGCUGAGUGAUCAAGCUUUAAAAGCAUGGUCCAAUUCACUAUGAAUAAUUUCUUCACUGUUCUUCAAGCUCUCCAAAUAGUAGCCCUUAUAAACAUACCCACAACUAAGGAAGAAAUACUUUGCACUGGGUUUUCAAUCAUGGCAGAAACUAGAAUGUUAUAUCAUUAAUUUAAUCAGUUUGUAUUGAUGCUAAUUUAAAAAAUUAAUUUGCACCUGUUAUAGGUGAAGGAGACUGAGAGAAAACUUGAAGAAGCCCAACAGUGUUUAUGUGACUGCAAAGAAAAAGUGAGUUGUUAAUAUGUACCGUAAGCCCUGAACAUUUGUACAUCCACCAUGUCAUUGGUAUGAAAAGAGUCAUAGUUGCACUACUGAAUUUAAAGAAGUGUUAUUAAUCUAGUAAUGUAUAAACUGGGCUCAAAAUCUAGUUGCUUCCCAUUGCUCGUAGGAACUGAUGGCUGACCUCAUCUCACAGCGAGACCAAGGCAGACAAGAGUUGUUUAACACCAUUGACUUGUUCUGCAAGGAAUUUCACAUGAUGCCACUUGAAGAAAGAGAACAGUCCUUACAGGUACGUUGACUUAGAAUUAAAAAAAAAACAAACAAACCGAAACCCUGUAGUGCUCUUCAUGUGUUUUGUUUUUGGCAAAACUACUAUAACCUAGGUUUUUUCUUGUAUGUUUUAUUCAUUGCUCAGUGUAGUUUUGGAUUACCCGGGAAAGUACAUGUAUGUUCAGUGUUUAUUUGUCAAGUUAAUAACAUCUUGCUUUGUUUCCUUCUUUUAGCAUUCACUUGGCCAACUUAAAGAGCAGAAAGGUAAAUAAUGUCUUAUGCAUUAGGCUAGAAAUAGGAUUGUUACAUUUGUGUACCAUGGCGAUUCUUUGACACACCAGGAUUCAUGUGAGGAAGUUCCUGCAGUGAAUAUCUUUUGUUGAAACUUAAAUGGUCUUUCAGGUUUGGCUGAAAAUUUAUGCAUCAUCCGUUAAACCAUAUGAAAAUUCAGAUGCCAAGUCAUUCAAAAAUUUGAACACCUAAACUGAGGUCAAAUUUAUUGCUGGUCUGACCAAAUGAAAAAUACUUUAGUGCACAAUCAGAGGCCUGCAUCUAUCGUGCUGCUUUUGUGAUCUUAUACGGGGGAGUUUUACAGGCAAACUCGACUUUUUGUAGUACCAGUCUUGGCUUGUGCAGGAGAGCUUUAAUUCGAAACUGGACACAGAGAUAACGAUUUUCUCUUAAUAUAUUUCUACGUACCGAUUUAAGUCAUUAAAACAUUCACACACGAAAUCGUGUGCAUGGUUGCUUACGCCUGCUUGGCAUAUUUGUUAGGCAUAUGCAGGAGAAAAUUUUUCGCCCUUUAAAGUGUAUGGGUUCGUUGUUAAAUAUUAAUUUCUCACCAAUGAAACAAGAGGAUCAAAUGAAACUGGUAUAGUAAACUUGCAGAGUUCAUGCACAAGCCUAGAAGUACUCUGGUGUUUAGGAAUUAAUCAAUCAGUCGAAAGGCUGACCUCCUCGAGUUGUGCAUUUUCGGUUUAUUAGAUUUCCAUAUAGCCCCAUACAUUUAUUAUGCAUGCAACAAUUUCCUGUUUUUUCUCACCAACAGCUAAUAUGAAAAGAGUCAAAACAUGUAUGCAUAAUAAAUGUAUGGGGUUAUAUGGAAAUCUUACCUUUCAUUUUGUUUUGUUUUGGUGACAUGCUAAAUAAUGGCAUAUCUUCUAUUUGUGGGCCCCAUUUUCACUGAAAUCUCUUCUCGAAAAAAGCUCUGUUACGUGUCCCAGACAUUUACAGUGAUCUACAGUGAACAGUCGAGCUUUCAGGUAAACUUCCUUGUACAAGAAGAUCACGAAAGCAGCACAAUAGAUGCUGGCCUCCUAUUAGGCACAAAAACAAUCAGAGACAAGCAUUUGAAUAAGUCAAGUAACUGGUUUGUUAAGAGUAGCAUCCCAGGGGAUCUGACCUGUUCUUGAAAACUUUCGCGAACAUUUAUCCUGACCCAACUGACCGGCUGCUCUGUCUCUGAGGAUGAACAAUUCAGUGUUUCUUUUUCAAAGUUUCACUGUAACUGUGCCUUUAGUGGAAUUUCCAAGUGUAUUCUUUAGUAACCCUCUAAGCAAACAAAACCACAUCUCGGAAAUAGCUGUUAUCCUUUGGUUUUAGGAUGUUAUUUGCACUUACAGGUUUUGGUUUGUUGGCAUGAAUGUACAAAAUGUGUAUCAUUUGAGACACAAUUACGCGAGUGCCUGAGAAAAUAAACUCCUUGGAUUUUGUCAUCGAGUCCUGGAGAAGCCCUUGAAUAAAAGUUAAUGAAACCUGUAUGAACCAUGUGUAAUGGUGGACUUAACCUAAAGUGACUUUUGGCAGUGUUAAUUCAGGGUUCGCACAGUCUUGAAAAGUCCUUGAAUUUUAGGGGAAGUCCUUGAAAAGUCCUUAAAUUUUUCUUCAACUUUUGAAUGUAGUGGCCUGGAAAGUGUUUUUGGUCCCUUUUGGUCGUCCAAGACAGAAUAUGAAUCAUAGCUCAGAAAAUUUAAAGGUUAUUUACACAAAGUGCUCAUUUAGGCUCAAUGUUUUAUGCAAUAAUUAACUAUCAAUUUAAGAGAGGUGAACUGGAAAAUGUAGAGAAUCUGGUGAAGCAAACAGUUCAAGCCUUAAAGCCUUAUUAGAAUAGACUGGGAAUGUGCAUUUUUGUACAAUCUGUGAAAUUAUUAUAUUCCUCCUAUGUGGUCCUUGAAAAUCUAAUGUGGUCCUUGAAAAGUACUUGAAAAGUGGUCGCAAUUUUUUUUAUGAACCCUGGUUAAACAUGGCAUCAACAUUCUAUCUAAUAAUUAUCUUUCAGGAGCCCUAAACUGUAGCAGCUCAGAUGGAGUCCUCGAGAGGACAGUUGAAGCGUAUGAGGAGUGGCUGGUAUGUGUAAUUGGUUUUAUGUUUUUGACAAGGUAUCUAAUACUUAUGUAAGGGCUUUAAAAACACUCAAAUUCAAGCUUUUGGAAAGCAGCUGUCACAUGUCGUUUGCCUGGGGGCACUUCUUGCUCAUUCUGGUUAAUGAUCAUGUUCAAGAAUGACUCGCCUGGACCCUUGACCAUUGGGUAAGUAAGCUUUAAAAGCUGUUUACCCAGCAAGAAAGCCUACUUGGUCUAUACUACCGGACAGGUUUUUUCCAACCUCUGAAUGCUGAAGAAUUAGGAUAUUUCUGAGUUUCACAAUCCCUUGAUUGUGAUCAUGAUUGUUUCUAGUUAAAACUUCAUGUUUUAAAACAACAACGAAUGAAGUUCAUGUGACCUUUGCAGGAGAGAAGCUGCCAGGACGUUGCCGAGGUCAGACAAAAGGUUAAUCAGUGCACAGAUGCGCUUACAACAGCUCUUGCUAAUUUACAGUCGGUAUGGUCCUGUUUAAGUGUCAUGUUUUUAGUGCAGUUGAUUCUUUGAAGGAAAUUGCCAUUUACACGGUGUUUUUGUUUAACUCAUAAAAGUGUACUUGCACGAGACUUUAAAAUAAACUGUUAUGAAGUAUUGUAUCAACACUUUUUGUAGAACAACAAGGGUCAAUUUCUGGUCAAGGAAACUUGGAAAGGGUUUCAAAAGUUCGGGAAAUAUACAUCAUUGACAUUGAAGUACCACUUUAUGCACACUGUGUGAACUCUGGCUUGAAAAGUAUGACAAUAGAAAUCAGCCACGUGUCUUUUGUAAUUCCUUUUCCAGAGAGUCGGUUGGUUCACAGUAAGUGUCAGUACAUGAAAUUUUGGUAAAGUAUUCCCCCAUGUAAAAGGGGGGAGGUGCCACACGCAACUAUACAGACACCAGGUUAAACUCCCGCUAUGUGGGCCUGUGCUUGGGCUUCUCUGUACACAGAAAAUCACCGUUUACCAUUCAAACCUAAACUGCAUGUAACCGGCCCUGUGGCUCCUCGUCACCAGAAAAUGGCUCGCUUACACAACAUAACUGUAGCUUUUCGGCAAAAUUGCGUGCGAAACGAUUAAAGUUCUAGCGAAAAUCAGUCUCUUAUUUCUUUUUUCAAAAGGUUCUGCAGAUGUCAGGAAACAGCAGUGAAGCAGUAGAUCAGCAUGUAGCAUUUGGUGAUUUGGAUGCACUGAUUGCUGCUCUAUCUUGUGCCAUACAAGAAGAGAUUGAUACGUCCAAGGUACAAAACAAGGUCGGGUGCAUUGGGUGGUAUCCUUUGACAAGUCAGGUAGAUUUCGGUUAGCGUAAGAUGAUAGCAGACUGCUCACUUCACAUUCACUCAAUUCGUAUGGGCAGUCAUUUGAGGCAGUGCAGUGUUUGUACUUGUGAUCUGUUGAGUUUCUUCAGCUGAUUUGGCUACAUCCCUUCUUGUAGCUCAUUGUCCUCCACUGAAGUGGCAUUAAAUCCAUGGAUGUUCGUGUAUGCCAGUAUGGAAUUGUUAAUCAGACAGCUAGUUUGUCUUUUUUAUGCAGUUAGGGGGGCUUCCGUUUAACUGUUAUUUAGUUGGCUAUAAUGCAAAGGCCAAACUAAAUAGCUUUAGAAAGUACAUCUGUGCCUCAUACACAUACUUCUGUGUGCUUUUUAGAGUAUUACGUUUAAAUUAGCUUUUUGUAUUGUGAACUCACUUUUGGUUUUUAGUAUAAAUUUUGAUUUUUGUUGUUUGAAUUUUGGUUAUUAAUAUAUGUUUUGAAUGCUAUGUGUAUUUUUGUUAGGUGUCGGAGGAUAAAGAAGCUAAACAUAUAGUUGACGGUGCAAUAACAACUCUUAUCACAGAAAUCGAAAGAGAAGUUUCAGAUAUUAAAGAGCUGAGGUAUAUUGAUUUUGUCAAAAUAUAUUCUGUAACUUAGACCCAUCGUUUACGUGCAGUAAUGAUUGAUUAAUAGCCAGAUUGGUUACAUUAUUUUCAUUAUAAGCUUAAAGCAUUAAUUCUUGACAAAACUCCUGGGAAAUGCUUUUGAUUGGUUGAAGCAAAUUUCCCACUUGGCACGACCAAUUAGAGCAGAUCUGAAUAAGUGACGCGUGAUCAGUGUGAAAUUUCUGCACUACUUUCUCACACGUCAUUUCCCGGGGAAACCAGUGGUGGCGUCGCGAAUAGUUGGCUGUUUUCUCAAGCCACGCCCCAUGUAGUCGAUGUACCCUUCAUUUGAGUAUCACCUGAGGGCUUCACAAGCCUAAAAUGAUCUUUUAAUGUGGGACUUAGAAAGGUUUAUAGGUAACGUAUUUUCACCUUAUGUGUGACUUCUGGGCAAGGUCUGAAAUAACGGAUGGUACUAAAUAAAUACAGCAAGUGGUCGGUAAUUAGUGGGAAAAUAUUCUCUUAAAAAUCAGAGAAAUGACUGCUAACACUAAUGUGACUUAUAACGUGUUAAGAUCUCUUAAAAUAUUUUUUUUUUGUUUUUUUGUAGAGAUCAUUUGGUGGCAAAUUACAGAAACCUUCAGGUGCGUUGAAAAAUGAGUAAGGAGAGAGAAAGACCUACAAACUCGGUCAAUUAAUAACAUGUUUUGUCAUUUUAGUACACAUACAGUAUUUACUCGAAAGAGCGUUUUCCCUGACUAAGGGGCUCACUUGGGUUAAAAAAUGUUUUGGAGUUUGCCCCCUAAAUAAACGCUCACUCAGAAACAUUGUUUUUUUUGGGGGGGAGGGGGUAUUGUUAUUACAGAUUUGGAUAGACCAUAAAACUAGCAUUUGGUACGUUCUUAUUAUGUUUCCAUCAUUUUGGAUUAAAGGAAGAUCAGUUAAUGAGGAGUUUUAAAUUUCUGCCGCCCCGAAUAUGUGCCGCAACGGCAGUUAAAAUAUUGAGUUUGCGCUGCAUCAGUUUGUCGAGUAAAUAUGCAACUGUUUCUAGUUAUGGUUAUUGUUGGGAGGAUAUUUUAAAUGCACGUUUAUAAACAUUGCUUAGAAGUACGAAUUGUUCUAUUUUACAUGGCCUGCCGUCACUGUUUCCAUGAUGGGAGUGCAAGUCACAGUGAUCUAUACAGAGGUUCUUUUUCGUGAAAAUAAGUACAAUCUGCAGAAUCAUACGACAUUGGCUUCAACCAAAUAAUGUUAACCAAGUGCAGAGAACAAUGAAAGCUUUCCUCAAUGUAAUAGUAAAACCGUGAAAAUAAAUCUCAAGCAAGCUCUCCAUUUGUGGGAUAUUGGGAGAAGUCACGCGCGAGCGGCACGUGAAAGCAGGUACAAGAAAGAGAGGACGCUUGCAUGUGUGUUCUCUCACAGCUCGCUUUGCUUGCCACUCAAAAUGGAGAGCUUGCUCUCAGACUACGUGAACGAUGGUCUUGCAUAUUAAAUUUUUGGGGUGUGUGGUUGGUCACUUUGUAUAGGCUGAUAUGACCCCUUGGCUUGGAUCUAAGCCUGAUAUAAAGAAGGUGGGAGACGUUAGAAGAAAAAUCAAAAGUUUACGUUCAAGACUCCGUCACAGACUGGCAGACAAGAAGGACUUGGAGGAGGUUGGUCUUAUCUUCUGAAUUGAAAUAUUCGUCUCCUGUCAGCGGACUGCAAAGAAUUAUACUGUCUUAGAUCGUUUAACAGCUUGUUAUUAGGUGGAAAACUUCUUCUAUCUCACAGAGGUAUCAGUACAUAAGUACAUGAAAUAUGCACGUUUAUGUGAGUAUAGUUCUCAAUGGGACUGUUGUUUGAUAGUGAUUGAUGUUUUGACCUUUGUAAAGUGAGCUGUGCUGUAAAACCCGCGUGUAAGAAGCUUCAUGUUUUGAAGUCUGAAAAAAAAGGUUCUCAUACUUAAAGGUAAUUGACCUACAUACAAGAACCUGCUUGAUCUUGCUUGGCAAUUGUUGGGUAUUAAAGUAGCGAAUUUCUGCUAGCAGGUUCUUAAACCACUAGGCUCUUACACGCGGGUUUUACUGAUGCAUCUCGUCGGGUGAGGGUAUUCAACUUUGGUUAUUGACCUGAUUGUUGUCUCUUUUUGUAUAGGGGGAUGAGGCUGAAAAUCCUGAUGAACUUCUAAAGGUACUUACAACGUGUAGUGAAAAUUUCCACACUCAGCUGUAGCUUGGGGAAAUUUCAGGGUGUUCCAGAAAUAAGUUUCGGUAGCCAGUAAGACUUUCUACUUUCAAACUUUUCACUGUUUCAGUCUGACAUCACAGUUGUUAAUUUUGCGCAAAUCCUGUACUGAUGCUAGAAACUAGCCUGCAAAAUAGUGCUUUUCCUCUAUCAGCACUCAGGUGAAUGCUACUUGAAAGGUGCAAAGCACACCCGCUAGCAUUUUCCUUCUCACACCCUCUUCAUUGACUGCGUGUAUUCACACGACAGAACGAUGAAAACCAUUAAAUCCAAACUCCCAUAGGCAACCACACAAGGUUUGGUAAUCCCCUGUGGCUUAUCAAGAGCUCUGACUACAUUGCUGGGAACAUGAAUUUGGUACUGUUUUUGAGAAAGAUAGUCUAUUAUCAGCUUUGGUCCGUCAUGAGGUUAACCUGAAAGCACUUUUUCCUUAAAAUUUCUGACUUUGAAAGAUCUAACAAAUGCCAGUUGGUGCGCCUGUUGAGAAAUAUAACUUAAGUGUAAUUAUAUGCCAUCGACGCAAGCUUAACUGACAGAUACUGUGAAUGGUGAUUUUGUGAUUUGUUUUCAGGUGGAGAGUGACAUUUCAGAUAUAUACCUACAACUUCAUCAAGGGUUUGAGGAAGAAAGCCAAUUCUUGGUGAGUUGAAGCGUCGCUAGUAAAAGUUUCUCGUAAGUUAACUUAUCAGUGAGAUUGAUACAGUUUCAUAAUAUUUUUUUUUCUGCAGGCUGAUUUGGCAAAGUGUGCUUCAAAUCACUUCCCUGAACUUCCAAUAGCUCACCCCGAACUUGGAAUAUCAGAAUUUCUUGUAAGUUAAGUAAAUUCUUUCCAUUGCAAUGAAUAGCAAUCCUGUAUGUUGUGUUCUGCAUGUCUAAAAUGCUGCUUUGUGAUGUUGCAGGUGUCUGAUGGUCUGCUGAAACCAGGCAGAGAAUUGGAGCAUUACCCACGCCACGAUUCUGUACCUUAUACAAGUCACGACAAAUGUUCAGUUAUCAACACUGAGUUUUCUGGAAAACCUUGCAUACUGAAGGUGAGUUAUCGUAGCGGUGUCUCUUUGUAACUUACGGUAACUGGGAAAAUACUGAUCCUUCAAUUGCUCCUAAACUUACAUGCAUCUCUGAUGAAUAUAACACAGUACAAAGUCUUUGCUUACUUUCCCCUUCUCCUCUACCUCCCCGUUUUUCGUUAAAUAGAUUUAAUAGCAAAUGCCGUAAAUGAUCUAACAAACGCGCAGGGCAUCUAUUUAAUUUCAGGGGUCUAAGUAGGGGUGUUCAAUAGAUAAUAGGCAUUUAUUCUCAUAAGUGUAACAUGCUCAACAAAACUAACAUUCUUUCGGUGAAAAUAUCAAGAGAGUUUUAAAAUGGCGGAAUAUCCACUCCACCAAUAAUGAUACGUCUAGGCCGUAUAGAGAUCCAUGUCGCCCUUUCAAAUCCCAACAUCGAUGUCAGAAUCCUCGCUUGGGGUUAUUGUGUUGCCAUCGUUAGUCUAUCCCUAAUAUGAACUUAACAUUCAACAAGAUGAAAUACACAAAGCCUUGUUAAUCAAGCAAGAAACUGAAUGAAUUGAAUGCACUUUAUUUGAGUGUCAAUGUAUUUAGCACAAACGUACUAAUUGGGGACACUAUUUUUUUUUAUGUCUCCAGCUGGAGACAGGACCGCCAUUUAACGUGGUCAUCCGAGCCACGCAAAAGUCUACCAGCUUGCAGUGCAAAGGGACUGCAUUCAUUUCUCAGUUAUUUUAAGACCCUGAGUAUUGGUCCGGCCCCGGGAAUCGAACCCGCGAUCUCCCGCUCUGCAGUCAAUUGAGCUAAUCCUGUCGCGGUCAAAUGAUUUUGAGAAUGAAAUGAGAAUGAUUUUGCUCUUGCUCUUUUUUGCUAAUCCUCGUAGGGGGCGUUGAUUAGAGAGGGGUGUCUAAUACAAUUUUAACAGCAUAGAGGGGGCAAUUAUAAGAUAAGAGGCGUUUAUUUGGGAGCGUGCGCUUAUUAGGUCAUUUACGGUGGUACAUAGUGUUUUGCUUUCCUCCCCAGUCGAUUAUUAUGCUGUGAACCCAACCUUGUGGCCUAGGUUUCGUUCUUACACUAUAAAAUUGCAUUUCUUCUUAGUAAUAAAUUAAAAAUGCAGCGUUAUUUCAUAGAAACAUCCUUCUCUUUCACUUUGUAGGAGAUAAGUUUGGAUCGAGAGUUGGGCGACAAAGAAACUUUGCAAAACCGAGCUGUUAACUUCAGAAGUGUCGGGAACCCUUGCCUGGUUCCUCUACACGCCUUUUUUGUCAAGGUACUUAGAAAUCCUCAUAAAAAUUAGCAAGAACUCUUUUAAAAUCAUAAAGUCUCGCUUGCUUGGAGGGUAAAUAAGAAAUGAGGAAGCGAUUAAUUCUACACGAAACAGAUUUCUUCGCUAACCGUUUUUCACUUCCUACUUUAUCGAUGGUCGAGUAUUCUUCAGAAUAUUUACUUUUUAUUUCGUAUUCGACAACCUGUUUUUGAAUUAAUUGAGUAGGCGUGUAUAAUCAAGGACCUCGAUUCAAGAGAAAUUGCAUCAUUCCCAGAAAGCAAAAACGUGAUAAACAUUGCGCGUCAUUCCAAUCAUCGUCCAAAAUAAACCACAUGCUCAUUUGUAUACCAUGAAAGUUUACUACACCCGACCAGUUAGCCUUACCGUCGAAGUUUUGCUCAUUAAGAUUAAUUUUUUCUUUUUCGACAACUGGAGUAUUUACUUGUUGCUUAAAGACGCCGAUACGAAUUUUUGUUUCUUUUUCUAAACUUGGGUAAGGUCGUCCAGAAUUCAACUCUACUGAAAUGCACCAAUAUUUGGCAUUUUAAGUGAGUUGGAAUAAACGCGACAAAGUUUAAAACAUCGCGAAUUCAUUUUAAUAGUAGGGCUUCCGCUGUGAAAGCUCCCUAUUGAGGGUAUCCAUGGACGUUGGCUUUCAGUAUCCCUUUCAGUAGUCAAGUUUUCUUACUCUUUUGACACCUAUUGAGGGUCUUAAACCCUCGGAGAUCCAAAGGAAAUUAAGAGGGAAGAAAUACUCAGGGGACAAAAUCAACACAAGCUUAGUGUAACGUCUACAAGACGAAGUGGAGAGGCUCUUGACAUUUACUCCAGCACUAGGUCACUCUCUCGGCUUGGUGGUCGUCUUGUAAGUGUGGUUAUUUACAAUAUCAAAUGUAAUGAUUGUAAUGUAGAGCACAUUGAUGAAACAGCAGGGAAACUGGACACUAGGCUAAUUGAACACCAGAAAUCAGUGCAAGCCUGCGAUCUCAAGUCUACUGUGUCCAAACACACUAAGGAUUCAGGCCACUCCAUCGACUGGGCCAGUGUAAGAAUUUUUGGCCUGGAAAAAACACCUGCUUUUACGCAAGAUCUGCGAGGCCAUAAACAUUCAUACUCGGUGACCGGCAAUGAACCGUGAUCAGGGCUCCCGCCAUCCCUCAAUCUGGGGAACAAUUUUGCAGCCUCAUCAAACCGUGGCUGUAAAUAACUACAAACGUCACUGAUGAAUGGAUCCGGAUGGGUUUCCGAAAACUUCGUUUAACUUUCAAGAAAUCUCUCAGCAAUAGCAGAAUCUUCAUUCUUUUAAUGUAUUGGUAUGGUUUUGGCUGGGUAUCCGUAUGCAAGUCUUUUUAACCCUUUAAACCCUAACAUCAAAAUUCAAAUUCUCAUUUGUUAUCCCUAUGCGUUUUCAAUAGAAGUAGUGGGGAGAAUUUGUUGAAGUAUCAAUUAGAUUCAUCUUGUUUGAUCAUGUCCUCAAUUCUCAUGACCACUCUGUUUUAUAAAGCAGUGAUAUUACAAAGAGAAAUUUGACGUUGAUCACUCUUAGGGCUUAAAGGGUUAAGAUUUUACCAUUACUACUCUUUUUUAAACUAAUUUGUGACCUACAGGGAAACAGAGCAUUUGUUCAAAUGCCUCUUUUGACGAGAGGUGAAGAAUGGCUUAAGUCUGACGAAUGUUCAUCUGAGGCGAGUAUCCAUGUAUUCUCUCAUUAAAUGAUGUUGAUCUUUUGAUGAUUCUGUGAAAUAUUUGUACCUCGGACAUAUUUCUCCAUACUAAACUUCUUUUAUUUUCACCUUCUGUAAAUUAAUCCAGUCGUUGUAUUAACCAUCGGAUGUUUUUUUAAAGGAUGUUGCUGUAGUUUUGAGAGAUGUCUUAGAAGGUUUGAAUGCACUCCAUACAAAUGACAUUUGCCAUGGCUGUGUUCACCUUCAAAGUGUGUUGGUCGAGAAAGUGGAUGGACAGUUUAGAGGACGACUCGAUUUCUAUCCUUUUAUCAACACUGUGAGUUUUUGUCGCCGGUUACUUUUAUUCUUUUUAUUUAAAGCCUUAUUCACACUAAUUCGUUUCUAACGGUGUCCAGUGUUGUGAAGGUAUCAUAUUUAGAGUUUAACUUCAAGAUAUGAUAGGACGGCUACCUACGCGGUUUCUCGUUCGGAAUGAAAGACUUGACAUGUGGAAAUUUUUUUUAAAUGUUCUCUGUAUUGUGAAGGUAUUUCUCGUGCUAUCUAUAUGGAAUGGUUGCAGGAAUUCAUUGCAGGCAAUAGCAAUCUCAACUAAGUUGAUAACUUAUGUGAGUAGUUUUCGAAAUCAGUGACAGGCAACGAUUUGAUCUUUUUUCAGCAAUGCAAUAAAGCUCGGGAAAUGAAGUUUUUUGGUGAUUUGAUGGUGAAGGUACGUAACCGUUAUUGA